Molecule: messenger RNA, 201 nt
Organism: Blepharisma stoltei
Lineage: Eukaryota; Ciliophora; Heterotrichea; Heterotrichida; Blepharismidae
Source: the annotation of a GenBank genome assembly
AUGAUGAAGUUUUCAAUAAAUUUUGUUUUUGAUUUAGCUUAUUUAGUUUGAUUUUUUAGAUUAGCUCAGGCUUACUUUAAUAAAUUAUUAGGUCUCUGGUUUAUAUCUUGGCUAAAAGAAGCAUUUAGAUCUCUUGCUGAGUUUAUUGUGUUUAAGGCUUAUUAUAACUCACCAAAACAAUUGUCCCUAGCUUUAAGAUAA